ACGUGUCAAAAAGUUUUAUCUUGGAUACAAUCUGAAGGACAAUGUAGUGCAUAUAUGAUUGAACUUUUAAAUAAUUUAAAGCCAAUAUUUCUCAAGACUUUCUUGUGGAUUAGAAAGAAAAGGUUACUUGGUUUUUGGUUACCUCAUGCUAGUAUGGUUCGACCGUUAAGUGAAAAGGUUAGCACAACUGGAAUAUCCUUUGAAUUAAUUACUUAUUGUAAUGGAUUGACCUUGCAGAUUUAG
Funneliformis geosporum is the source of this 243-nucleotide messenger RNA. The record is from the annotation of a GenBank genome assembly. NCBI's taxonomy places the organism in Eukaryota, Fungi, Glomeromycota, Glomeromycetes, Glomerales, Glomeraceae.